AUGGAGCACGAUGACAACGUUACGCUGUUUCCUGUGAAGGUCCUUCUGGAUGAUUUGGGUUUGGAAUUUCUUGUGUCUUCCACUCACUGGCCACUGCAAAACGAUUUUAUUGGACCAAGUGGAGGGGAAUACAAGAAGCUGAUUGGUGGAGAGGUGGGAGACGACAUGCAAUUCCUAUUACUACUUGUUCUUAACCUUCCGUUCUUCUUCCUCCCUCCGCCGCCCCCGCCACCGCUACCACCAUCUCCGCCCCCCUUUUUCCCUUCCCGGCGAUAUGGCCCGAGUCAACGCGCAGGCCCCGCAUCAGAGUCAGAACAGAACGACUCGCCCCGGAGCAUUCUGUUCAACAAGUACGAGAUGGGGAGGGUCCUGGGUCAGGGAAACUUCGCCAAGGUGUAUUACGCCAGGAACCUUGUGACGAACGAGAGCGUCGCGAUUAAGGUCAUCAAGAAAGAGAAGCUCAAGAAAGAGAGGCUCGUGAGGCAGAUCAAGCUGGAGGUUUCCGUGAUGCGAUUGGUCCGGCAUCCUCACAUCGUCGAGCUCAAGGAAGUUAUGGCCACAAAAGGAAAGAUCUUUCUGGUCAUGGAAUAUGUCAAAGGUGGAGAAUUGUUCUCCAAGGUUGCUAAAGGCAGGCUUAAGGAAGAUGUCGCGAGAAAAUAUUUCCAGCAAUUGAUUAGCGCCAUUGAUUUCUGUCACAGCCGUGGAGUCACGCAUCGUGAUCUGAAGCCUGAGAACCUUCUUUUGGACGAGAACGAAGAUCUGAAGGUUUCUGAUUUUGGGUUGUCGGCACUGCCGGAGCAGCGUCGAGCCGACGGAAUGCUCGUGACGCCGUGUGGAACGCCGGCUUACGUGGCGCCGGAGGUGCUGAAGAAGAAAGGGUAUGAUGGAUCCAAAGCUGAUAUUUGGUCAUGUGGUGUGAUUCUCUAUGCUCUUCUUUCUGGGUAUCUGCCAUUUCCGGGUGAGAAUAUUAUGAAGAUUUACAAGAAGGCAUUCAAAGCUGAGUACGAAUUACCAGAUUGGAUUUCACCCGAAGCUAAGAAUUUGAUCUCUAAUCUUCUUGUCGCCGACCCAGAAAAGAGAUAUUCGAUCCCAGAUAUCAUGAAGGACCCAUGGUUUCAAAUCGGGUUCAUGAAACCAAUCGCGUUCUCGAUAAAGAAGGAACCAGGUUUCGAUUUCGACGAGGAGGAGAAUGAAAUUAAAGAGAAAGAAGGAGGAGAAGCAGUAGUAAGAUCAGAAAAACCGUCCCGACCAUUUUACAAUGCGUUUGAGAUAAUCUCAUCUCUGUCAAAUGGGUUUGAUCUGAGGAGCUUGUUCGAGACACGAAAGAGGUCUCCGUCGAUGUUCCUGUCGAAGCUUUCAGCUCCGACGGUUGUGGCGAAGCUGGAGACGGUGGCGAAGAAGCUGAAUUUUAAGAUCACAGGGAGGAAGGAUUUUAAGGUGAGGAUGCAGGGGGAAACAGAGGGAAGGAAGGGGAAGCUAGCCAUGACGGUGGAGGUGUUCGAGGUGGCGCCGGAGGUGGCGGUGGUGGAAUUGUCCAAGUCAUCUGGCGAUACGCUCGAGUACAUGAAGUUCUGUGAGGAUGAAGUGAGGCCUGCACUGAAAGACAUAGUCUGGAGCUGGCAAGGAGACAGUACUAAUAACAACAACAACAACAAUAAUUCUCAAAAUUAAGUUGGUAUUUUGAAAAAAAAAAAGAUUUCUGGGGGUGUUUUCCUAAGAUUCAGUUAGGUUUUUCCACUCUUAGUACUGUGAGAUAUUUGGAGGUGUAUGGUAAAGGUGUCUGAAAAUAGUACUGAAAAUAACAAGAAUUGCAGGGUACGGACAAUAUCCAAAAGGAUCUGGAUGUAAAAGUCUCCCUGUCUCCGUUAAUGGUGUGUGGUUGUUGAUGAAUGAUGCAUGAAGUAGGGUUUGGCUGUUGAUUUGAUCAUCAAGUGGAUUUUCAAGGCUGUUUCUUUUGUACAUAUGUAUUUGAAUUGCAAAAUACGUACAGAUCAAAUGGGAACUUGAAGGUCACAGAUGACAGAACAUGUUUGAAAAUGGGUGUGAGAGAAUAUUCAUAUUGAUUACUGAAGAUUAUAGUUUAAAAAGAUUAACAUACUUAA
This is a messenger RNA of Neltuma alba, 2102 nucleotides long. Its product is annotated as CBL-interacting serine/threonine-protein kinase 5-like. Gene Ontology annotation, molecular function: ATP binding; protein serine/threonine kinase activity. The record is from RefSeq and is a predicted model, not a curated record. Bases 1 to 1671 code for a protein of 556 amino acids. Lineage: Eukaryota; Viridiplantae; Streptophyta; Magnoliopsida; Fabales; Fabaceae. The transcript is spliced from 4 exons. Gene Ontology annotation, biological process: protein phosphorylation; signal transduction.